Molecule: messenger RNA, 2582 nt
Organism: Oryctolagus cuniculus (rabbit)
Lineage: Eukaryota; Metazoa; Chordata; Mammalia; Lagomorpha; Leporidae
Source: RefSeq, a predicted model, not a curated record
CAGCCGCCGGAGCAGGGGGCUGCCGCGCUGGCGCUGGGGCCUGGGCUCGCAGCCGCCAGCCCCGAACACCGCCGGGCUUCAGCCGCUACCCCCGGGAGAGGCCCCCACGCGGACCCUGGGUCCCGGGGCUCCCUGGGCCGGGCCGAUCCCGGGGAGCCCCCGCUGCCUGCCAGAGCAGGGUGGGGAAGGGGGCGUCGCCGCCCGCCGCCGUGUCCGAGCGGGUCGCCUGGUUCGCGCCGGGACUGCGAGAGUGUUCCAUCUGCUGGGUUACUCCCCAGUGCUCGCAGCAGUGGACCCAGGGCUGGGACCAAAGCCAGGAUCAGAGACUCCAUCCCGGCUCUCUCACUUGGCUGCCAGAGACCCGACCGGCUGAGCCAUCUCCUGCGGCCUCCCAGGGGCUGCGUGAGCAGGAACGCGGAACUGGAAGUGGGACCAGGGACUCAAACCCCGGUGCUGUGCUGUGAGCCCCGCAGAAGCAGCAGUGAUGGCCCCGUGACUGGGCCCCUGCCAGCCCCGUGGGACACCAAGGUGGAGCUCCUGGCUCCAGGCUUCGUCCUUCCCGUUCCUGGCUACGGGCGCCAAGGCCGGAGAUGGGCGGGCGGCCCUCGCGGCAGCGGCCGCCCGCGGAGCCGUCGCUGGCCCUGGACGCGCUGCCGCCCGAGUUGUUGGUGCAGGUGCUGAGCCACGUGCCGCCGCGCGCGCUGGUGACCCGCUGCCGCCCCGUGUGCCGGGCCUGGCGCGACGUGGUGGACGGGCCCACCGUGUGGCUGCUGCAGCUGGCCCGCGACUGCAGCGCUCAGGGCCGCGCGCUCUACGCCUUGGCCCAGCGCUGCCCGCCCAACAGCGAGGACCAGGAGGAGCUGCCGCUGUGCGCCCUGGCGCGCUACUGCCUGCGGGCCCCCCUGGGCCGUAACCUCAUCUUCAACUCCUGCGGAGAGCAGGGCUUCAGAGGCUGGGAGGUGGAGCACGGCGGGAAUGGCUGGGCCGUGGAGAAGAACCUCACCCUGGUGCCAGGGGCUCCUUCCCAGACCUGCUUCGUGACUUCUUUCGAAUGGUGCUUCAAGAGGCAGCUCGUGGACCUGGUGAUGGAGGGGAUCUGGCAGGAGCUGCUGGACAGCGCCCAAAUCGAGAUCUGUGUGGCGGACUGGUGGGGCGCCCGAGAGAACUGCGGCUGCGUAUACCGGCUCCGGGUCCGCCUGCUGGACGAGUACGAAAAUGAAGUGGUCAAGUUCUCAGCUUCGCCCAACCCGGUCCUUCAGUGGACAGAGAGGGGCUGCCGACAGGUCUCCCACGUCUUCACCGACUUUGGCAAGGGCAUCCGCUACGUGUCGUUCGAGCAGUACGGCAGGGACACGCGCUCCUGGGUGGGGCACUACGGCGCCCUGGUCACCCACUCCAGCGUGAAGGUGAGGAUCCGGCGCCUGUCCUAGCCAGCCAGGAUGCCCCGGCCGACUGCAGCUGCGAGCCAGAGGCCGGGGGACAGCGGGGGUCCCCGUGGCUUGUCCUCGGCACACCGCCCAGGAGCCCCACGUGCUGCUGCUGCGGACGGUGGCCCACGUGCUGUGACAGUGCCUGGGCGCCAAGCAGGCUGUUUACAGUUCCCUCAGCUCCCGGGGUUGGGUGGGGGCACCAAGAAGUGACCCAGACUGAGUUCACUUGCCCGCCAGGGUAACCGAGUCCACAUUUACAUAGUGGGGCGACUGGUGAUGGUGAUGUGUCGGUGCGUCUGGGGUAAGGCACGCGGGGAGCAGGGGUCAGUUGGGGCUGCAUCUGCCCUCCACCAGGCCAACAGCUUCGAAGGAAAGCUUUCCUGCCAUUUUGGGGAUCCCUGGCAGCAUUUCUCCGAAGCCAGGUCCCCAGCCCCGCCUCCCAAGGCAGCCCACCUCCUGUCUGAGGCGCGCUCUCUGUCCCCCCUGGGCGCAGCUGGCAAACUGGCCAAAAAAACGGUGCUAGGCCCAAGGGCCGCCAGUGUGUUCUGUGAUCUGUGCACUUGUCUACCUCCGGCUCCCUCCCUCAGAAGCCUGGGGGCCUCCUGUUUAGACUCAGAGUCAGGAGGCCCGGUGGCUGCCCGAACCCCGGGACAGCUGAGGCGCCCAGCGCUCCCAGGCCGCGUCUCAGUGCCGCUCCCUGCAGCUCUCAAAUGGGCGACACUGGCAGUGCCCUCUGGCCCAGGCUCAGUGUGUGAAUGACCAGACUAUGGGGGUGGGGCAAGGCUUGGGCUGCAGCCGGGCUCCAGCGCCCAGUGAUAGGAACACAGUCCCCACUCCUUAAAAUCCGACGUGGAGGCCGAGGCUUCUGGUCCAGCUCCCUGCCGACGCCCCUGGGAAAGCAGUGGAAGAUGGCCCGGGUACUCGGGCCCCUGCCACUCUCAGGAGAGCUUCAGCCUGGCCCAGCCCCAGCUUUUGCAGCCAUUUGGGGAGUGAACCAGCAGAUGAAAGAUCUUUCUCUCCCUCUAACUCUGCCUUUUGAAUAAAUAAAUCUUAAAAACCUGACCCGGCCUUGCUGUUGGGCCUGGGCAGUGAGCCAGCGGGUAGAGGCAUGCCACCACUCAGCCUCUCGAAUAAAUGCGUUCUUUCUUAAAA